This is a messenger RNA of Funneliformis caledonium, 201 nucleotides long. NCBI's taxonomy places the organism in Eukaryota, Fungi, Glomeromycota, Glomeromycetes, Glomerales, Glomeraceae. The record is from the annotation of a GenBank genome assembly.
AUGGAUGUUAGUCACACUGACGCACGGGGACUCAAGCCUGGUAUCGGGAUUCCAAUUCAAGUUAGUAUAGAUGGCAUGUUACAUCAUCGCAUCACAGGUUUUCGGUCAAUCAUUGCAUCACCAGUUUUCAGUCGCGAAUAUUUCACACCAUGGGUAUCAUCAUUUUUCAUACAAGGUGACUUUGAUUCAAAUCUUUUUUGA